AUGCGGUCUUUAGCGUCCAUUGCCUUUGCAUUUGGGACCAUCGUCCCAUUUUGUACUGCUAAUGGCAAGUCAGAUGUUAUCUACCGUGAUGUCGCGGUCAUCGGGGGUGGUGCUUCUGGCGCAUAUGCGGCUGUCCGCAUACGCGAUGAUUUUCACAAAAGUAUUGCCUUGAUUGAGAAGCAGGAGAUCCUGGGUGGUAUGGUGGACACAUACGUUGAUAAGACCGGAAAGACCUUCGACUACGGAGUUCAAGGGUUCCUCAAUGUGAGCGGCGCGACUGACUUCUUUGCGCGCUUCAAUAUUUCAAUCGGCAGUGGCGCAACAAGUCCUGCUUCGACUACCAAGUACAUUGACUUCAGGACGGGCGACAAGGUUGAGUUCCAGCCCCCUUCGUCCGCAAAGCAAAUCGCAGCGAUCGCCAAAUUCCUGAAAGUAAUCGAGCCAUGGGAAUCAAUGCUGUUCCCCGGCUACUGGGAUUUCCCUGCGCCUAGUGAUAUCCCCGAAGACUUUUUGAUUCCGUUCGGUGAAUUCUUGCUGAAGUACGGUCUUGAGGAUGGUGCCCCGAUCAUCUACUCAUCCACCGGCCUCGGAGUCGGCAACAUGAGUGAAACUACUACCAUGUUCGCACUGCAAAGCUUUGGUUGGGAUAUGGCGCGUGCUUUGACUGGUCAAAUGGGGCUUUUCACGCCUGCCUCCGGUGGUAGCCAGGCUCUCUACAAUGCCGUUGCGAAAGACCUGGGCAACGAUGUCCUGUACUCCAGCACUGUCGUGAAAAGCCAUCGCACUAAUAACGGUGUCACUCUUACCGUUCGCAACCACAAGACGAAAAAGCAGACCACUAUCCACGCUCGUCGUCUUCUGGUUGCUAUUGAGCCUACCAACGAUAAUGUGAAGCCCCUAGACCUGAGCGCCUUCGAGUCCAAGACAUUGUCCAAAUUCAUUUACUCGAACGAGUUCGCCGGCCUGGUCGAUAACCCCGUCUUUAACACGAGCUCCUACUACUACAACCUGCCAUCAUCGGCAGCACCAGACAAUACCCUCGUCUACCAGGAAGAUCCGAUGGUAGCCAGUUUCCAAUACACCGGGCUCAGCAACUUGUUCCGUGUGAUGGUCAUCGGCAACACGACCACCACUGCCGAGGAAGCCAAGGCACUGAGCCAAGAAAGCUUCAAUACCUUGUUGCAGGCCGGUCAAUUCUCAUCCGAACAGGAUCAGGAGCUCAGCUGGGCCUCGUUCGCCACCCACGGGCCCAUGCAUGCUCGUGUUACGGUAGAGCACGUGAAGGAGGGCUUCUUCCAGGAUUUGUAUAAGCUUCAAGGCGCUCGCUCGACAUGGUGGACGGGCGGCGCCUUCUCGGCAAACUUCCAGACGCAACUGUGGAAGUUUGACGAGGGUCUGAUUCCUAAGAUUCUCAAGGGGCUUUGA
Molecule: messenger RNA, 1425 nt
Organism: Penicillium olsonii
Lineage: Eukaryota; Fungi; Ascomycota; Eurotiomycetes; Eurotiales; Aspergillaceae
Source: the annotation of a GenBank genome assembly